Messenger RNA from Penicillium diatomitis, 2625 nucleotides. RefSeq names its product argonaute/piwi family protein. Gene Ontology annotation, molecular function: RNA binding; protein binding. The transcript has 2 exons. NCBI's taxonomy places the organism in Eukaryota, Fungi, Ascomycota, Eurotiomycetes, Eurotiales, Aspergillaceae. The record is from RefSeq and is a predicted model, not a curated record. The coding region runs from base 1 to 2625 and encodes 874 amino acids.
AUGCAGGCAAAGCCCAGCGAGACGGGCAAGUUGGCUUUGCGGCCUGGAUAUGGCACCAGGGGAAAACAGAUCCAGCUGCGUGCCAACUACUUCAAGUUGGAUUUUGACGACGGCAUGAAAAUCUACUCGUACAUUGCGAAAUUCAAGCCGGAGCCCAGCCACAAGCGCCAACUACCAUUGAUCUGGGCGCAAAUUUUGGCCGUGAAACAAAUUCGAGCGGCGCACCCAGCUACUGACUACGCAAAUGAACUGGUGACCACCGGCAACCUUGAUAAAGCCCCUGAAUUCCAGGUGACCAUCAAUGACCGUGAGCAGUCGACCUUCUCGGUGACCUUGGAGCGCAACGGCCUCAUCGAUCCUCAAGUCCUUCUUCAAGGUUUGCGAGACCCGCAGAAGCGCUCUCUUGUCGAGAAUGAGGCCGUUGUUGUUAGGGCUAUGAACAUUCUCCUCGGUGCAUACCCUGGCCGGGACGCGGGUGUUGUCACACUGGGGAAAAGCAACAACAACCGAUUCUACUGGAUUGAUAGACGCCAGCAGCAAGAGGAUCUUACGACCGGUCUGGUGUGUCUUCGAGGUUACUAUGCCAGUGUGCGACUUGGCGGUGGUCGUAUGCUUGUCAAUUUGAGCGUCAAUCAUAGUGCUUUCUACAAGCCCGGCCCCAUGGAGCAUUUCAUUGCGGCCUUCGCGAAGUACUAUGGUCAGAAUGCAGAGCUCUUAACCCGGUUUGUGAAGAUGCUCCAAGUCGAGGUCACUCAUCUGCAGGAUUCGAAGACGAAGGGAGCACCUCGCCGACGCAAGACUAUCUGGGGUGUUGCGGAGCCCGGUGACGGCGCCCAGGACCCCCAUCCACCUCGGAUCUCGAGGCUUGGGUCGUCUCCCGAGAAUGUAAGCUUCUGGCAUAAGGACAAGAAUCGGUACAUGACCGUCAAGGAAUACUUCAAAAUGGAAUACAACAUGGACAUCACACUGCAUAUGCCUGUGAUGAACGUCGGCAACAAGCAGAAGCCCGUUUACCUUCCAGUUGAAGUUCUCGUGAUCCCUCCUGGCCGCGUUUUCCGAGGCGAACUGAACACUAUCCAACGCCAGAACAUCAUCAAAUUCAGCUGUCGGAGACCUCCUCAAAACUAUGACUCAAUCACGGACCACGGGCUAGAUAUCACGGGAAUCAAGGGCAACCAUACCAAGGAAUUCGGGUUUUCGGUGUCACAAGAGAUGAUCACUGUGCCCGCUCGAACUUUGAACGCGCCCAGACUCAGGUAUGGAGGUGGCGUUGAGGAGCCCACAUUUGGUGCUUGGAACUUGAUCAGAAAGAAAUUUACUCGCCCUGUCUCUGUCAAACGCUGGGUCCCAAUCGUCAUUCAGGAAGGCGGUGCCCAAAUCGAGGGAGAUCUGAACGCAUUUGAGUCGUUGCAAAAUAAUAUGAAUAAGCUCGGCAUGGACAUGAGGGGCAUGAGGACCCCCAUUCACUACAUCCCACUCAACUCGAAUGACCAACAGAAGAAACGCCUUGAACAGAUUCGUAAAAUGUUCGAGGUGAUGAAAGGGUUCCAGCCAGCUGUUGAGCUCGUGGUGAUUUGUAUUCCUUCGGGCGUUGAGAGGCUCUUUGACCACAUCAAAUGGCUCGGUGAGACACAGUUUGGAAUUCCUACUCACUGCUGUAUGAGCAGCAAGUUCUUCAAGCGGGGCAACAACGACCAGUACUUUGCCAACAAUGCCAUGAAAAUCAAUCUUCGCCUGGGAGGUGUCAAUCAGGUCCUGGACACACCCUCUCCAUUGAUCGCCUCCGGCAAGACCAUGGUUGUUGGCCUCGAUGUCACUCACCCGUCCGCCACUGACCCUGAGAGUUUCCCUAGCAUUGCUUCAAUUGUUGCAAGCGUGGAUUCGACGAUGGGGCAGUGGCCUGGUCAGGUUAAAAUUCAGGAUCCUCGCGUGGAGGAAGUUCAAUACCUGAAGUCGAUGUUGACGGGACGUCUUCGCCGCUGGAAGCAGAGCAACAAGGGUGCUCUUCCUCAAAACAUUCUUGUCUACCGAGAUGGUGUGAGUGAAGGACAGUACGACAUGGUCGUGACAACCGAGCUUCAACAGAUCAAGGCAGCCACUCAAUCUCUUUACGCCGCGAAUGCUCAACCCAAUAUCAGUAUCAUCGUUGGGGGCAAACGACACAACACUCGCUUCUUCCCUACCAAUCAGAAGGAUCAGGACAGAACUUGGAACCCCCAGCCUGGUAUGGUUGUUGAUCGCGCGGUCACUCGCCCUAUUUACUGGGAAUUCUUCCUCCAGGCUCAGUGUCCACUUCAAGGCUCCGCUCGCUCCGCUCGAUAUGUGGUUGUGCACGACGAGAUCUUCAGCAACCCUAAAGUGAAGCCGCAACUCGGAAUGAGCCCUGCGGACGCUAUUCAGGAACUGACUCAUAGCAUUUGCUACAUGAUGGGCCGUUGCACACGUUCUAUCAGUUACAGCACGCCUGCUUUCCUGUCUGACCGAUUUGCCGAUCGCGCUCGUAAGUACGUCCGUGCUUACUAUUAUGACCAGUUGAUCAACCACAACAACUCUCGUCCUCCCGCGCCCGGAGACAAUGUCACAGUGCUCCAUCCGGCGGUUGCAGAGCAGAUGGUUUACAUUUGA